Molecule: messenger RNA, 1341 nt
Organism: Mercurialis annua (annual mercury)
Lineage: Eukaryota; Viridiplantae; Streptophyta; Magnoliopsida; Malpighiales; Euphorbiaceae
Exons: 6
Coding region: 1-1341 (446 amino acids)
Source: RefSeq, a predicted model, not a curated record
AUGAAGAAAUCUAUUGGAAGCAAAAAGCCAGGAGUUUUUGGCUUUCUCAAGGGGACACAAACUCAAGGUUUUUUUCAGAAUUUUGCUUCUUCUUGUCGGAGAGGUAACCGAGUGGACAAGCUUCGGGAUGAAGAUGGGUUUGGUCCCACUGAUAUGUGCAAGUUUGAUCCUAAAGUUACUGUUGAUGAUAAUGUUGAUUUAAUGAGGCCUAUUACAGAUUAUGAGGUUAAAAAUGCUGUUUUUAGCACGCAUGAUGACAAGUUUCCGGGGCCGGAUGCUUUAAUUUUAAUCCCUAAAGUGACUAAUUCGGAGUAUAUCACUAAUCUAAGGCCGAUAUCAUUAUGUAAUGUGUCCAAUAAGAUUAUCUCCAAAGUUAUGGCUAAUAGAAUGAAGGGGUACUCUAGCCUUGGAAAUUGUGACAUGGCCAAUCCUAUUUUACCUAGUAAAGGCUUGCGCCCAGGUGAUCCGCUAUCUCCGUAUUUGUUCAUUAUUUGUGCGGAAGGCUUAAGCUUGUUAUUAAAUGGCGGGGAGGAGGAGGGUAACAUUCAUGGAAUGUCGGAAAGAGUACCAAUUAGUUCGGAGUUGGGAGUGAAGGAGUCGUUGGAUAGUGGAAAAUAUAUAGGCCUUCCUUCAUUGGUUGGUAGAAAUAAAUCCCCUAUUUUUAGUUUUCUUCGUGAAAGAGUUUGGAGUAAGGUGAAAGGGUGGAAUUCAAAAAAAUUAUCUAGAGGGGGUAAGGAAAUCUUAAUCAAAGCGGUUGCCCAAACAAUGCCCAAUUAUGUUAUGAAUGUAUUUUUAAUCCCUCUCCGUCUUUGUGAAGAGGAGCGAAAAGGGAUUAGUUGGGAUAGUUGGGAUCGUCUUUGUAUCCCAAAGAAGUUUGGUGGUAUGAGGUUUAAAAAAAUUCAGGAUUUCAAUAUUGCUAUGUUGGUUCGCCAAGCUUGGCGUUUUAUUACCGUGGAAAAUAAUUUGAUGGUGAAGGUGUUUAAAGCUAAAUACUUUCCAAACUCUACUUUUCUUGAAGCAAAAUUGGGUUCGAACCCGAGCUAUGUUUGGAGAAGUAUUUUCGAGUCUCAAGCGGCUAUGGUAAAAGGCUCCAGAGUUAGAAUCGACAAUGGGAGGAAGACAAGCAUUUGGAAUAGUCCCUGGGUUUUGCCUGAUAACAGUGGCCAUAUAACUACUCCUAUGCCAAUUAGCCUUUCUAAGGCUAAAGUAUGUGAUUUGUUUGAAAUUGGUGAAAGUUGCUGGGACACGGGGCUGAUUAUGGAUGUUUUUAAUAAAGAGGAUGUUGAAAACAUUCUAAGCAUUCCUCUAAACUCUCGCAAUGUGGAUGAUGGAUGGCUUUGA